AUGGAGGGACAGAUGGAGAAAUUGUUGGACCUAGCUCCCCGGGACCCCACCGCCGCUCAUUGUCAAGGCCAGCCCUUGACAAUGUCAGUCAGGGUUGCAGGAGGGCGAGCAGGAGCAACACCUGCUCUUGAUGGCUUGAGAGACAACAAUGUCCAGUGGGCAGCCUCUCCUUGCAGCAUAAGUAGUGAUGAUCUUUUGAGCAGAGUACAAAAGCGAGUAGAACAGUUCUUAAAUGAGAAAAAGAAGCAGGCCCCUGCAGAAAGCAACGUUGCCACAUGUGCAGUUACACUCCAGGCCUCUUGUUGGGCAGACUCUGCUGCUGAACUGAAGUGCGCAGAAGCCAUCUUGGACAUCUCCAAGACCAUCCUGGCACCUCCUGUAGGAAGCGACAGCCGAUCCUUCACGACAGACCCUGCCUUUUAUUCCCACAAUACAUUAGCUUCUCAACAUGAGAGUGACAGUAGUAAUGUGGACAGUGAUGACAGCAUUGAAAAGGAGAUAAGAGCUUUUUUGGCUGUCAAAGCACAGACAGAACACUUGAUAACCAAAUCCAAAGUGGCCUUGCACUCUGUCCAAAUUCCUCCCUCCUCAGGGCAACCAGCUGAGCAGAUCCAGAGCCUCAAGAUACAUCCAUCCCCUAAACCAUUAAAACACUCACUAAGUCAUAAAAGGAAAUUUAAGGGUGGGGGAGUGCCCACAAAAUACUCUAGCCACUCCCAGUUUUGUGGAUUUUGCAAACCCUCCACCACAAGGGCUUCUUGGUUUUGGGAAAAAUACAACACAGAGGCCACAAAAAGUGGGGUAGAUGACAAGAGCAGUUCUUUGGAUAGUGAUGAGGAUCUGGAUACAGCUGUCAAAGAGCUUUUGAGGUCUAAGCGGAAGCUAAAGAAAAAAUCCAAAGACCGAAGGGAGGUUUUUGAAGAUCUGUGCCGUUGCACUGUGGUGAACUCACAGGAAAACCAAGGCCUUGUGCUGUCUGAGCGUCCUGGUUUACCUCUAAAAAGAACUGCAGAAGAAAGAAAGGUUAUAUUUGAUGGUAAGCUGAACCAAAGAAACCUACCACCUGAGAAGGACAAAGCCAGGAACCUUAAAGUGCCAAAUUGCUUGUUGCCUUUGUCUCUGUUCAAACACAAAAACUCAUAUGAAUUCAACAUCUCCAGCAAUUUUAGAGCAGGUCUAAAAAGUACUCGGAACAAGAAGAAGCCUGUGCUUUUGGGGGAAAGACAGAGCACAGAAGUAUUUUUGUUCAAAAGGCAGGAGGGCCUUUCAGUGCCAAAUUUUCCUGGUGAGCGGCAUGAAAUGACUGAAAAGAGGAGCCCUAGGUUCCAAGAGUGAGACAGAAAUGAGAGAGGCAGAUUUACCUACAAGGGACACUGCAAAACGGUUGCAUCCGUGCAUAUCAGAAAGCAAUGGGGAAACGCAGGUUGCCACAUCCCUUGAUAAUGUAGCAAAAGUUAGUUUUAGGAGACCAAAAAGCCUGCUACAGCUUGGUUGCCAACCAAGGGUCUCAUUUGCAGGUGCCCAGUAGGCAAAAUACAAGACUAGGGGUCAAUGUUAGUGUAGGACUAUUGCAUGUUGAGAUCCCCAGCAGGAAAGGGGAGGACCACAACACUAGUCAUGAAGAAGAGAACAUCACCAGCAGCACUUAUAACUUGCCACCAAGAGAGAAGUUGAUAAAACAAGAUUGGGCAUCUGAAGAACAAACCCCAAGGGUUUUAGAGGGAGUUUCUGCAGAGGUUACAGACAGUGUACACAUGUCGGGUAGAAAGCGAUGCCUCCAGUUUGUAAGUACUUCUGAAACACCUUUGUUUUACAGCAUCGCUAUUUGCUGCAUCAUAAGUUAACCCUCCUGGCAUUGUAAUGAAUCUCCAUGUCGGAAGAAGUAAGGGUUUCUUUAGGGGAUAGAGGUGGUUUGGACAGCAUAUGAAAAUAGGUGCAAACAUGAUUUUUCUGAUGCCAUCCUUGUGUCCAAGGAUAGAGCAAUUUGUCCUCACAGCAGUUUUCAGUCAUUCACCCAUGGGACAAAGUUUGUGCUUAUAAAAGGCAGGUGCUUUCGUCUGUCAUGGAGAUGAAUCUCUGUGCCAGGGAAAAAAUGAUGCUUAUAAAGAGACCCAGUGUCUCCAGAGCACUUGAAACAGAAAGGGAACUGUGGAAUAUACCCAUGUGAAGAAAUGUGUCUCCAGUUACAGUAUAUGUUAUGGGUUUUUUUGCAUUGAUGGGGAGGGAAGUUCUUUUUUUGGCAAGAUUUCCCCCCCCCCCAUUGUUUAAAAAGUGCUUUAGGGAUUUCUUUUUUUAAUAACAGUUUAUAGCCAUGCCUAACUGCAGAGUUUUGUAGCUGUUGUGUUUAUUGUACGAGACGAUUAACAUAACCGUGGUCUGUUCUGAUUGAAACGAUGACGCACCUAGACAUAAAACAUUAACGCAGCUCCCACAAAACCAGUCAGUCACAAAGAGAGUCUUGCAAAAAAGGUGGAAGUGAUUUAAAUGAGUAAAUUACAGGAGUGCACUCUUUGGCAUAUCAUAAAACAGAAGCCGAUGUGAAGCCUCUUCUACUCCAUCUUCUUCUUUUUUGUCCUAUCUCCAUUGCUAUUUAUUUAUGGCAGGGAUGGGCAGGUUCUAGGAGCCAACUGGACUACACCUGCCCUAAACUUACAAGGAACAAAUAAAUAUUGAAAAUGACCAGAUAUCUGUGGUUGGGGAGGAGAGGAGUUAUUGCAAAAUUGCCACUCCUGGAAAUUUCUGGGAGCAAACAUGGACUUUGGGGACAAUAAAUAAAUAAAUGGCAGCUGGAGCUGUGCCUUUGGGGUGACCUUCAAAAGGCCCCUGCUGCAAAAGACCACAUAUAUGAUAUACCACUGGUUUAUGGCAUAGGCCAUAGUUAAUGCAGCUCAUUCCAGAGAGAUGAGUGCACACACUCCUGAGCACAUGCACAGCCUUCAAAACCUGCACUGCCCAGUUAUUACAGUAGUCUCACACACAGCAAUGGCCCAUGGGGAGGUUGCCAUCAUUUUAAGUUGGAGAGUUGGGCCUUGCAAGGCUCUGCAUAGAUCUUGAAACUUCUCCUUUUGGAACAAUUGGGAGUUGAGUCAUUAUUACCAUCUCUCUUCCUUCAUUUGCCAUUUGAAGCUUUUGAGCGUUUCCUCUGGAUUCAAAUGCACAGAAGCAUUGCAGUUUGCAGUGCGGGGUGAAUAAAUUGAGACAGGGAGCAUUUCAGAAAUGCUCUUAGAAGCAUGACUUGGAAGCACAUCCUUUUUCCAGAGAAAGUGAUCUGAGGGUGUAUCCACACUGCACAACUGAGGCAGUUUGACACCUCUUUAACUGACAUGACUAGCCCGCAGACUCCCGGGAUUUGUAGUUUGGUGAGGUAUUCAGCCUGGUCUGUCAAAGAGCUGUACAGAUCCCAGGAGUCAUGGCGGUUGAAGUGAUGUCAAACUGAUUUAAUUCUGGAAGAUGCACCCUGACAUUAUUUCUAGAAGGGCAAUGUCCUAUCAAAAGAGCAGCCUUGGUUCAGAAUUGAGGCUCAGCUUGUUUUGUUUCAAGUAGCAUUUUCUUUAUCUAAAUUCUGCCUUUGCAAGAUUAAAAUAUCCCACGAAUAUCCUAUUAGUCUGUCCCUUCUCUGUAUAGCCUUGGUCAGACAUUCCUUUGAUUUAAAUCCUCUCAUUAAAAGAACCUGAAUGUUUAAGGACUACAGGGAAGGCCCUCAUCCGACGGAGGGAGGGCUGGCUGUACAUUGAACCCCUUUGAAAUAAUUCAUUUUCUGUUGAGUUACAGUAAUCACAAAAAUAACUUGUGACAUUCAAAAUGCUGUCUGAUUGAAGAAGCACUUUUUCAAUUAAAGUUUGGUGUUAGGGUUUUGUUUUAUGUUUUUUGUACAUAAGAAAUAGUGUACAUUCAUACACUUAUAAGAUUUAAUAAACCGGGUUCAGAUUAUUUAAACAUUAAAAAAAGUCUAGGACGCCAAGAGUCCAGGGACAAGAUCCAGAGAAGCCAGCAGCGUUCACUAAUGUUCACUAACAAUCACUGACAAACACUCAGCGUGUGCCAGGUGACUUAUAUCGCCCGCCCUUGACCCAGGUGCUGCUUGACUAAUGAAUGCUUCUCUGCAGCCUCUUGGAACAACAGAGGCAUGCCCUUUCUGCUCUUCUUUGCUGGCUAAAGGGAGGAAUCUCCAGUCUCUCAAGUCUGGCCUUUCCAAUGGAGCCAGGCUGGGCUGCGAAGGACGGAGGAGGCCCCAAGCCUUCCCAGAAGCCCCAGCACUCAUGACGGGGUCCCUCCAGUAGGAGGCCAACUCCAGGGUUUUGGGAUCGUUUGGGAGAGGUCCACCUCAGACAAGUGGGUUCUGGACACGGUUCGCCAAGGCUACCAAAUAGAGUUCCGUCGUAUGCCAUGCGACAUGUUCAUGCCGUCUCCCAAGUCCAACGAUCCUGAAAAACACCCCCUCCUGCUGGAAGCCAUCGAACGACUGCUCUCCAUUCAAGCCAUCAAACCAGUUACCAAAAGACCAGAGGGGAAAAGGAUGCUUGGGAACGUUCUUCCUAGUUCCCAAGUAAAACGGAUCCUGGAGAGCCAUCUUAAACUUAAGAGGGGUCAACAGGUACAUCCGAAAAAAGGAAUUCCGAAUGGAGACGCUGCAGACCAUCUUGGCCAGCCUUCAGCCCAGGGACUUUCUUUCUUCUUUGGACCUUCAAGAUGCUUAUUUGCAGGGGCGGUGGAGCCUAACAGAGUGGUCCCAUGUCAUCAACUGGCUAGAACUCCGAACGAUUCGUCUGGCCCUGCUGUCAUUCAGACAGCUUAUUAACCGCAGGACUGUUAUGAUAAGGAUGGACAACAUUACGGCCAAGGCCCACGUCAAAUGUCGGGGGGGGGGGGGGGGGGACAAGAUUUCGAUCCCUGAUGGACGAGGCCAAGACUCUUCUGUCUUGAGCAGAAAUCAACUUGCUAUCCCUGGAGGCCAAACAUUUCCAGGGCCAACUAAACUCCAAGGCAGAUUGACCAAGCCGAACUGACUUAGAUCACGACAAGUGGAGCCUACACCCAGAGAUGUUCCAGACCAUCGUGGCGAUACUCUGCCGUCCGAUCAUAGAUCUGUUCGCCUCCCCAUCCAAUGCCAAGACCGAAGGAUCAGAAGAUCUCGACAGCCUCAAUUGUCAUUGGCCAACAGGUCUCCUGUACAUCUUCCCGCCAGUUCAGUUGCUGUCAAAACCUGUGUCACGAAUCCAGAGGUCCAGAUCACAAGUCAUCCUAAUGGCGCCAGCAUAGCCCAGACAACCCUGGUUCUCAGAGAUUCUUGACCUGGCAACCCAGAGUCUACCUCUCCCGACCAGACCAGACUUACUGUAACAGGGCCAAGUUCACCUUCCAGAUCCAGCAUGGCUACAGCUUCAUGCCUGGAGAUUGAACGGAUAAUGCUGACUGGUUAUGGCUACUCCCCGGAAGUGAUUGAGUCCAUCCUGGCGUCCAGGCGGCCUUCUACAAUAAAGAUCUACAAAUAUACAUUCAAGGCCUUCAAGAGAUGGUAUAAGCGAAAGAAGAAAGACUUUCUCUGAGUCACUGUCUCCACACUUCUCCAGUUUCUCCAAGAUGGAAUUGACCAGGGACUUGGCCCUAACACAGUCAAGAGACGGGUGGUGGCUAUUACCUCUAUCCUUCCUCACCAUGAGACUGUUCAGGUAUCCGCUCACCCUCAUAUUUCCAGGCUACUCAAGGGAGUUUCCAAAAGAGCACCUCCAACAAGACAUCAAUUCCCGUCCUGGAACCUCCACAAGGUUCUACAAACUCUAACCAUAUGAUCAUUUGAGCCUCUGAGGGAGGCGUCUCUCAAGUUCCUCACCUGGAAGAUGCUGAUCCUCAUGGCCGUGACAACUGCCCGCUGCGUUUUGGAGAUUGGCGUCCUAUCGGUGAGAAAAGAGCUGUGCAUCAUCAGACCAGACUCGGUUCUACUUCACCCUGAUCCAACAUUCACCCCCAAGAUGAAUUCGGUUUUUCACACGUCUCAAGACAUUGUCUUGCCUUCCUUCUGUCCUUGGCUUCUAAAGAGUUGGAAAAGAUCUGGCACACCCUGGACAUGCACAGAGCCAUCAAAAUCUAUCUUAAGAGGACAGCUGUCUUCAGAAAGUCCAAAGCCCUCUUUGUCUCUUUCCAGCCGAGGUCCAAGGGCAAGAAAGUUUUGGUGUCUAGACCUAGCCCCUCCUGAUCAGGGAGCCCCUACAGGGCUUUAGACCUAACCCCUCCUGGCUGCAAACACUUGCGCCCUGCUUUUCACGGGUCCCAGAGUCCCUCAACUUAUCCAUGGGUCAUUUCAAAAACCCUGAUUUUGGGCCCCAAAACCUGCCCUCGACUUAUACAUCAGUAUAUUAGGGUAUGUAAAGCGAUUUGCAAUUUUUACAGUGCUCUAUAUUCAUGAUAAUAAAUAAAUAAUGUGGCACAAUGGACAAUCCAAAUUCAAAUAAGAUAUCGACACCAAAUUGGCACAGAACUGAUAGGAAAUGCGUAAUAAAACUUGGAAGUAACAUUGCAAAAUGCAAAGUUUGUAAAUCGACACUGUAAAAUUUGAAAACCGUCUUGGGAAGAAAGUAUCCAUGUCUUAUUAUUCUUUUCUAUCUUUGGCAGGGGAGACUGCCACGUCAGCCUGCCGCCUGCUGGGCCAACCAGGACGCUCGGCAGGGGAACCGAGGACAAGCAGCAGGGAUAGCCAUGGCCCAGGGGGCAUGGAUGCAGAUUCCAGCUCCUGAGCAAGCCCCUGAUCGCCCCAAGAGUACUCCUGCUCAGACCUUCCAGAUUACUUUUCCUCAGCCAGCAAGACCCCAUAGUGCGCCAGCACGAAUGGAGAUGACUGCACCCAGAGAACGAUUUGAAAUGAGCAAGAGAGGGAAGGCCACUACAACAGAACAACAGGAAAGCAUGCUCUUAAGACGAAGCCCCCGGAUCGCGGCCAGGGAUGCCAAGAUGCCCAAAGGCUUUUAGGACUUCUUAGAAGAUCUAUAGACAAUAGACUUAGACUGUUAGGAUUUUUCCCCCAUUUGUUUAUUUCUUCUCCGGAGACCCAGAGACCUGGACAGCGUGCAAAGUUCAACCCCAGCAACUUUCCAUGCCCCCUACCCUUGCUCCUUACCUCCUAGUUUUCCUCCCACAGACACACGCACGCCCCCCCCCCUUAGCUUUGCCCUGGAAGCGAAUAGGGGUCGUUCCCCCAGUCCUUGGGCUCCAAGAUGGGGUCUAGUGGCUGCCAGGGCCUGGAACUGGGUCCCUGUCAGGAGGACGCCAUGACA
Molecule: messenger RNA, 7268 nt
Organism: Sceloporus undulatus (fence lizard)
Lineage: Eukaryota; Metazoa; Chordata; Lepidosauria; Squamata; Phrynosomatidae
Biological process (GO): negative regulation of phosphatase activity
Molecular function (GO): protein phosphatase inhibitor activity
Source: RefSeq, a predicted model, not a curated record